AUAACAGUUUUAUCUGUGUACCUGGAAAUCAGGAAAUAUGUUGGCUAGAUAAAUUUAUAACAGGGCUAUGAACUAAAUCAUUUAUAAAAUUGGUGAAUAAAUGUGUGGCUGGAUACACUCUCCGCUUGAAUACGAUCUUGAUGACAAGAAAGCUGCGUAGAACAUUUACCACCACACGAACUUCGUUUGAAGACAUUCUUGAAACUUAAAUCUAGGAUGUCAAUUGAAGCUCAGUUGCAACAUGCCGUUAGCGUUUAGAAACUGUCAUAGAAAAAACAGUAUUGAAUUUCCAAACGCCUGGAUAAACUGAAAAAGCAAUACAUAGAUGACAAACGGCACAGAAUUAAACUAAUAGAGCGAGGAGCAGUGUCCAUUGCGAAUCUAAAUCUGACUUCACUGGAUUCCGAUAUCGUGCCAGUAUGGAUGUUUCAUAUAGAUUGUCUCAUUUCUUAGAAACAGAUUAACCGCGGAACACAGAGUGGAUGGCAGAGUAAAUGUAUCAAUGAGGAUUUCGUUAUUGGAGUACAUAUUGAUUAAAAAACAAAACAAUGGAUAACUGUGAACGGCGAUGACAGCCUUAGGAAUCACUAAAGGAUUACAACAGCUGCGGACGUCAUUACCGAGGAAAUGUAAUUGAAAACACAAGAAGAAACGAAAUGGUCUGUCAUCAUUGAUCCAGACAUAAAGUUAAUUUUCCAUUACCGAGGAAUGGGCGGCUGGCAUCCCUGCUCGUUGCCGUGUCCAGACCGUCAGGCCGCGUGUGUUCCAGGACGCCAUUUCCCCCAAACAAUUGAAAGCAUGCGAUAUAAAGAUAAUAUUCCCAUAGAAAGCAGCGUGUGAAAUACAUAUUGGUAAUAUAAUCGACUUAUUAUAUAUAGCUGGAACAGCAAAAGUAGUCUCGACGAUUUUUUACGACUGGGUCGAGGCUUUAGAAGACGUAUUAACAAAUUGUUUUUUUUCUGAUAAUUGGAAACAGUUGUGAGAAAACGUAAGAUUGUAACUGUGUGGGUUUUCGUGCAAAUGGCAGACUCCAAAUGUGGAGGAGUAAAGUAAAAGGUCAGAGGAUCAAAAGCUUGACUGUUGGAUAUCUCUGUCACUUCACUGUUCCAACCACAUAUUCUCUCACAACAGUUACAUGAGAUGUCCCUUGAAACUCCUGUGCUGAAGUAUUCAGAUCUGAUUUCGUGUAUACAUAAAUUCCACAAGGAGACAGGUACAUGGUGAUCCUAUAACGAUGGUGCCCAUGCGUGCUACGUCAUGCCAGUGUAUGUAACACGUGCCCAUGUUACCAUCGGUGACGCCAACAAGAAAAGGUCAGCGAAGAGAGGUCCCAUUGUACCUAAACACGUGUUCCAGGUUUCGGAUAUUCGCAAGACGCCAUAUUGUGCGCGGACUUUUUUUGUGACGUUCGUAGGUAUGCUUGUGGUUGCUGGUGGGAUUAUUAUGACAAUAAUUGGUUACAAGCCAGGAAUACUCUUACCCUGGUAUAGGUCGGCAAAUCAGACAAACAUCAACGUCACUAACGUAACGGAACCGUCCGCCGUUCCAUCUGUACUCGGAGAGCCGGGACCAUUACGGGUACUUGUAUAUAUUGGUCCGAUUUUGAUGGGACUUGGUGUGUUCUCCAUGAUGGUCUCAAUAGUUUUAUUUUGUGAAAUCAAAGACAGGUACUUCAAUAAUAUCAUACCAAAAACUAUGCCAGAGCAACGAAAGAAAGAAAUAAUAUAUGAUCGAAUAAUUGAGGAGUUUAGAAAGAAUUAUUUCCGAGGUAUUGAGGUCCCACUCAGACCGCCGACACGACGCAAAAGUAAAGGACGAUUUUCAUUCUCAUUGUCACCAACUGGUAGCAUUAUGUCUUUCGGUAGACGACUUUCACAUGAGUUUCAAAAACGUAAACGCAAACAAAGCAAAGAGAGUCAAACCGAAAAACCUCCUUCAACGAAAACAAGACGCUCAAUCCGUAAGUUGGUGGAGUCGGACACGUGGAUGAAGACUUCGUCUCUUCCGAACAUCCGACACAAAGACAGCUUUCACAAUCUCCAUGACAUGGAAUGUCAGUGCACGUGCGCCGAGCCUGUUGGCCGGGAAUCCCGACAGUGCUCGCGUCCACCGGAUCACAUACAGAUCGUGGACGAAAGCGGGCUGGACAACCCGGCGUACAAUGACUCACCACCUGACAAGCGCUUCCGACCGCCUCUCACUAAGCACGCAUCUCUGGAUACUCCCGGAAGGAACACUUACGUUACCACGGUGGUGGUGCACCGGGAGCUCGCUUCAAGGAUGGAGAGCGAAGGUGAUCGACGAGGAAGUAGUGUUUUACCGGAACUCCGGUGCUCUAAAUAUGACCCUGAGCUCAAAUCAAACGAUAGCGGUGAUCAAAAUGAUUCUGUGAUUGACAUUGACAAAGACAUCGACGUUCAGUUCACCAACGUACCGGACUUAAACAACGAACAGCUGUGUAGACCAGUGUUUACACGGACUAACACUAACGAGACGGACAGCGAGAUUUUACCCGGUGUCACUGAUAACAAUAUUAUGCAUAAGAUGGAGGACGUGUGCACGUGUGGGAGCCCCGGGUUCUGCCAGCAGCACACGCUGGGCAUGGACUCUGGUGAUAGCUCCCUUAGCCUCUCCUGGGACAACAUCCCGUCCUCAUGGAACGACACGCGCCGGAACACGGAACCAAUCGUUGUCUACAAGCGUUCCUUCAACAAUGUGAGUGGCUCGGCUUCCCAGCUCGGUUCCCUGCCACAGAACAUUUCCGAAGACUCGGAUGAGGGCGUCCAGAAGCCGGCAUACUCGUGGUCAUCGCCAACUAGUGUCACCGGGGAGACGGCAAACCAUUCGAGACUUCCACGCACUAACGUUCACAGAAAGAUUAUCGGACCGUUCAAAACGAAAGUGAGCGUGUUCAAAAGUGAUUCCAACUUACUACGGGUCGGCAUGUACUCGUUACUACGGCGGAAACAGGGUGAUGAUAUUUCUCUAGAGUCGCUGAAUCUCACUGAUGACAUGCUGAAAAAUUUCGAAAUGGCAGAAACUGGAUAUAUAUGACAGUAGCAUAGUCCUAGUUUGACCUCGCUUUGAUAUUGAAAUGAUCGGUGACUCGCCUCUGCUCACGUUUGUACACACUGUUAAAAUGUACAAACCUCCAUACACUUUAGUUGAAAUUCACACUGUAUGAAUGUAGUUGCUAUUGUUUAAUGUUUUUACAUGAAAAUAAAUGAGAUAGACACAGGGAUACAUGUACUUCUAGUACACAUGCCACAGGUCAA
This is a messenger RNA of Mya arenaria, 3275 nucleotides long. RefSeq lists its product as uncharacterized. The record is from RefSeq and is a predicted model, not a curated record. The transcript has 3 exons. Bases 1258 to 3054 code for a protein of 598 amino acids. NCBI's taxonomy places the organism in Eukaryota, Metazoa, Mollusca, Bivalvia, Myida, Myidae.